CGAAACAGUGGCCCGGCACGCAUUGUCAUAAACAACACGUACUGUCUCUAUCGCGCAUGCCUUAAUUUCAUGUCACAGCGACGUGACACUAGCUCGAUCGAAGAUUGCUAACAACUAGGCUUACUUCGCGCUUGGAAGAGUUAGCGGCGAGUCGCGCUUCCAUCACAGCGCGCAAUUUAGAUGGCGUCGCGACAAGGCGCGGGGUUGCUGAUGCGGGCUUUGGGUCAGCAGGCGGGAGCGUGGUGCGCCCGGCCCGCUGGCUCCCUCAUCACGGCGCAGGCCAGCACCAGCGGCGUCACUGGGUCGCUACUUGGACUCCAAUCUCAGCAGCAGCAUGUGGCGCACCAGCCCCAGCCCCACCCGCUGCAGCAGCACCAGCAGCUGCGGCACAUGUCGCGCCUCCCCUCCGCCUUCACCAGCAAUUUCAACCCCUUCGCCUGGUUCGACUACCGCAAGAUGGUCUACCCGGAGGUGUACGACGCCAACGAGGCGCACAUGUGGGCGCGCUACAAGAGCCACGGCGGUCUGGCGGAGCGCUACACGCCGCCUGGCCCCCUCACCAGCGCCAACCCGCUGGCGGACCCGGAGCUGGAGGCGCGGAUCAAGUACUGGAGCAAGAGCCUGUACGCGGGUGUUCUGUGCCGCACCUCCAUCUGGGGCUUCUCCAAGUCGGCGCUGCAGCAGCGGGUGCUGGACGCCUACAAGGCAGUCAAUGCGGCGCUGGCGGCCGGGGACAUGGCGCUGGCGGAGCCGUAUGUGACGGAGCAAACGGGGCUGCGCCUGGCUGGCGAGGUGGCCCGGCGCGGGCGGUCCAGCGUGACGUGGCGGAUGGUGCGGGAGCCCAAGCCCUCCGACAUCAAGUUGGUGCACGGCACGAUAGUCAGCAACCCGCUCAAGCAGGGCAAGCUGCACUUUGCGCAGUGGACGGCGCGCAUCCCCAGCCGCCAGGUGGUGGCGGUGUACGACAACCGCGGCAAGCUGCUGGCGGGCGACCCCGACAAGGAGCUCGAGGUGGUGGACCACUGGGUGUUCGAGCGGCCCAUACUCAAGGCCUGGAUCGCGCCGCGACCCGGGCCCUCCGGCGCCGAGUGGCGGCUGGUGGAGCGCCUGCAGUGAGAGGGUAGAGGGAGAGGAGGAGGAGCAUGCGCUGCAGCAGGGCGGCUGGAGAGGAGGCAGCGGGGCGGCAGGGCAUGCAGGGGCAGCAGGGACCGAUGUACGGGCACGGCACGGCACAGGGCGAGGUGGCCUGCGUCGAGUGUGGACGGUAGCAUGGCAUGGACAUGUUGAGUGGGCGGGUGCUUAGUGGAGUGAAGGCUUGAAGCGCGGAAGGUCGCGCAGUACGGGGUCUUGGCGUGGGGUCUUGGCGAUGCGCGUGUCUGCUACCCGGAAUGUCGGACUGCAUGGGACGCGGCGCGGCGGAUGAGAACGCGCCACCCCCACGAUGCAUGAUAGGCGUUUUGUUGUAAGAAAGUUGUAGU
This is a messenger RNA of Chlamydomonas reinhardtii, 1478 nucleotides long. RefSeq lists its product as uncharacterized. The record is from RefSeq and is a predicted model, not a curated record. Gene Ontology annotation, cellular component: mitochondrion. Lineage: Eukaryota; Viridiplantae; Chlorophyta; Chlorophyceae; Chlamydomonadales; Chlamydomonadaceae. The coding region runs from base 181 to 1116 and encodes 311 amino acids. The transcript is spliced from 8 exons.